Didymodactylos carnosus is the source of this 900-nucleotide messenger RNA. The record is from the annotation of a GenBank genome assembly. NCBI's taxonomy places the organism in Eukaryota, Metazoa, Rotifera, Eurotatoria, Philodinida, Philodinidae.
AUGAUCCGCGAGACCGGCGCUAUUCAACUAUCAUAUCCACCCGUUCGCCCACGAACAGUUCGAACCGUGGCAUCAAUCACGAAAGUAAAGAAUCGAUUAAAACGGAGAAAAGUGGUAUCAUCGAGAAAAUUGUCGUCUGAAUUGGAUAUUUCUCGAACAAGCAUGAGACAAAUACUCAAGAAUGACUUGGGAUGCCGUGGCUACAAGAAAAUAGUUGAACCACUGCUCACUGAUGCUCACAAAGCCGGAAGAAAAAAGUUUACAAAUUGGAUUCGAAAUAAUUUUCGAAAAGAACAAACAAUGAAAAUCCUUUUUUCGGAUGAAAAAAUAUUCGAUACUAACGGUGUUUACAAUUCUCAAAACGAUCGAAUAUGGGCGGUAGAUCGAGCUGAAGCUGAUAAAAAUGGUGGAAUUAAACAACAACAAGGAUUUCCGCAAAAAGUGAUGGUUUGGUUGGGGGUAUGUUCAAAAGGCGUUACCCCAUUGGUAAUUUUGGACACAGGGACGGUAGAUCAUGUUCGAUACAUCAAAGAAGUCCUUCCUGUGGCUUUGAAAUAUGGAAACAAGGUUUUUGGAGAUGACUGGACAUUUCAGCAGGACAAUGCACCAGCUCAUAAAGAUGAAGAAACACAAGAAUGGUGUCGAAAACAUUUACCGUCAUUUAUUCCAAGGGAACGGUGGCCUGCCAAUAGUCCCGAUCUUAAUCCUUUAGACUAUUGUAUUUGGGACGAAUUUGUUACGGCUAUCAAAUGGAACAAAGUGACAUCAAAAAGAACUCUGAUUGAGGAAUUGAAGCGGGCGGUAAAAAAAAUUAGACAAGAAGUUAUUUUAGAAAGUUGUGAAUCUUGGACCGUUCGUUUGUCAAAUAUUUCUAAAAACAGUGGAUGUUAUUUACGUUAA